Neoarthrinium moseri is the source of this 327-nucleotide messenger RNA. RefSeq lists its product as uncharacterized. NCBI's taxonomy places the organism in Eukaryota, Fungi, Ascomycota, Sordariomycetes, Amphisphaeriales, Apiosporaceae. The record is from RefSeq and is a predicted model, not a curated record. Bases 1 to 327 code for a protein of 108 amino acids. The transcript has a single exon.
AUGCCGGUUGAAGUUGUUGUCAUCGCUUACCCCAAGGGGGCGGAGAUGAACGUUGACUACUAUAUCAACAAGCACGUCCCAAUGGUGUACGACCUCUGGCAGCCGUACGCCAAGACUUGGAGAGCAGAGAUCCCGAGCAGCACCUCGGACAGCCCCUACGAGCUGAUUCUGUUUGCGCAGAUGGAGAACGAGGGCGACUUUGGCAAAGUCCUGGCUGCCCAGUCCGAGGAGACGACCAACAAGAUCAGAAGUGAUGGCAUCAACUAUACGAAGAUGCCCCCGGUUAUAUGGACCCAGCUGCGCGCGGGAGAAGGACCAUCUGCAUGA